GAAAAUAUUUUAAAAAAUAUAAACAGAUAGUAUAUCACACAAAUUAUAGUGAGUCAGUGUUAUUUUGUUUGAGAGUGCUGGAGAAAAGUAAAUACGUUAUUUUUUAUUAAAUUUUAGUUUUGUACUCGUAGUUAGCAAAGAUAGAUAAGUUACGCCAAUCAUGACUUUAGUUAUUAGUAGUUAAAUAUUCAAUCAUGCAAAAUUACACGAGUACUCCUCAAUAGUUUCUUUUUGAAAUGCAAUCUCCGUAAUUCGAGCUAAUUGUUGUGAAAAAUCAAAAAAUAUUUUUAAUAUACAGCUGCUGGAUUUUUUGUCUUAUUUAAAUAAUUUAAUUUUGCCCACAGAUGACUGAUGCCAUGUCCGAAUCUAAAAAGAAAUGUAGACAGUACAGUGUUGAUUAUUUGAAAUUUGGCUUCAUUCCAUCAUUACCGGACAAACAAUCGCCUAUGUGCCUUUUAUGCAACAAAGUUUUGGGCAAUGACGCUAUGAAACCAUCUAAACUGCAAAAUCAUCUGAGAAGAUGCCACCCUGAUAAAACAGAGAAAGAUUUGAAAUACUUUCAAACACUCAAAGAUAAAUUUCAGAAGAGACCUACACUGGACAGACUGUUCGCUUUGACGUCACAAAGAAAUGAUGAUGGUUUGCGGGCGUCUUACAAUAUCUCGUUACUUAUACCAAAAUCCGGAAAACCGCAUACUAUCGGAGAGAAGUUAAUUUUGCCGGCCGUUGAAGAGGUUUUAGAACUGUUUUAUACAAAUCUGCAUCUGAUAUCAUUAAAAGAAUUCCCUUAAGCAACAAUACUGUUGAAAGACGUAUUGAUGAAAUGAGUUCUGAUAUUGAAAGCUUCUUAUGUAAUUAUUUGCAAACGACCCAUUUCUCUAUACAACUGGACGAGUCAACUUUCCCGGAUAAUGCAGCAUUAUUAUUAGCAUAUGUUCGUUUUAUUAUGAAUCAAGAAAUCUACGAAGAACUGCUCUUCGCAAGAACUUUGAU
Messenger RNA from Acanthoscelides obtectus, 993 nucleotides. Lineage: Eukaryota; Metazoa; Arthropoda; Insecta; Coleoptera; Chrysomelidae. The record is from the annotation of a GenBank genome assembly.